Molecule: messenger RNA, 1343 nt
Organism: Rhinolophus ferrumequinum (greater horseshoe bat)
Lineage: Eukaryota; Metazoa; Chordata; Mammalia; Chiroptera; Rhinolophidae
Gene: PTGR1
Product: prostaglandin reductase 1
Exons: 10
Coding region: 180-1169 (329 amino acids)
Biological process (GO): prostaglandin metabolic process
Cellular component (GO): cytoplasm
Molecular function (GO): 15-oxoprostaglandin 13-reductase [NAD(P)+] activity; 2-alkenal reductase [NAD(P)H] activity
Source: RefSeq, a predicted model, not a curated record
GCACACGCACACACAUUCCGUGACUUAAAGCUCCUGUGAACCUCCCACACUUCCAGGAGCAGCUCCGCCCUGGGGAAGCCCCACCCUCUCUGGGACCGUCCAUAAAUCUUGGGUGCUCCAGGGCGUAAUCCCAAACUCCUUCUCUAGGGAGUGGAACCCGCAGACUCUUGAGCUUCAGGAUGGUUCAUGCUAAGAUCUGGACCCUGAAGAAGCACUUUGAAGGCAACCCUACAAAUAGUAAUUUUGAGUUGAAGACAGUUGAACUCCCACCCUUAAAAAAUGGAGAGGUCCUGCUGGAAGCUUUGUUCCUUACCGUGGAUCCUUACAUGAGAGUGAUGGCCAAAAGUUUGAAGGAGGGUGAUAAGAUGAUGGGACAGCAAGUGGCCAGAGUUGUGGAAAGUAAAAACUCAGCCUUCCCAACAGGAACCAUUGUAUUGGCGUAUUCGGGCUGGACAACACACUCCAUUUCUGAUGGAAAAGAACUGGAAAAGAUGCCUGCAGAGUGGCCAGACACAUUACCACUGUCUCUGAUGCUGGGAACUGUUGGCAUGACAGGCCUAACAGCCUACUUUGGCUUACUUGACAUCUGUGGUGCAAAGAGUGGAGAAACAGUGCUGGUUAAUGCAGCAGCAGGAGCAGUGGGCUCUGUCGUGGGGCAGAUAGCUAAGCUCAAGGGCUGCAAAGUUGUCGGAGCAGCAGGGUCUGAUGAAAAGGUUGCCUACCUUAAAAAGCUUGGAUUUGAUUUUGCCUUUAACUACAAGACAAUAGAGUCUUUGGAAGAAACUUUGAAGAAAGCUUCUCCUGAUGGUUAUGAUUGUUAUUUUGACAAUGUAGGUGGAGAAUUUUCAAACACUGUUAUCACCCAGAUGAAGAAAUUUGGAAGAGUUGCUAUAUGUGGGGCCAUCUCUACAUAUAACAGAACUCGCCCACUUCCCCCAGGCCCAUCCCCAGAGAUUAUCAUCUAUCAGCAAAUCCGCAUGGAAGGGUUCAUCGUCAUCCGCUGGCAAGGAGAUGUCCGCCAGAAGGCUCUGAAAGACUUGCUGAAAUGGGUCUCCGAGGGUAAAAUCCAGUACAAUGAAUACGUCAUUAAAGGAUUUGACAACAUGCCAGCUGCAUUUAUGGGAAUGCUGAAAGGAGAUAAUUUGGGGAAAACCAUCGUGAAAGCAUGAAAAAAGUGACACAUGGAAUCUAGAAAUCAUUUCAAUGAUUACUUAAUUUCAAGUAAAUUUAAUGGUAAAAUUACUACAUUUUACCAUUUAGUAAAAAUGUAUACUUCCUCCAUUAUCUUAAAAAUAGUGACUGUAAUGAGUCUGAUCUACCUAAUAAAGUACAUUUAAGUAGUA